AUGGAUGAAGAGAUAUUUGAUGAGUUUGGAAAUGUCAUUGGGUCCAAGGCAGGUUUAGAAUAUACUUUGAAGCUCACAGAUACAGUAGAUACAGAAGGUUCUUUGGCUAUUCAGAAAAAAGAUGAUGAAGAAAAUGAUCUGAAUCAUAAUCAUAUGCAAUUGAUUAAUCAUAAUAUAGAUGUGGCAAAUGAAAAUACAAAGACCAAUAUGGAAGAAGUUAAUAUUCUUGUAGAAACCGAAAAUACACAAACUUUGAAUCAACCAUUAAUAGCACCCAAGAGAUCUAAAUUUCAUCCUAAACAGUAUAAAAAUUCAAUAAGAAGUACGGUAAAGGCUUUACCCCCGGUAACAUAUGAUGUGAAAUAUUUGGUGAAUAUGUCUGCUAUGCCAGAAAGAAUAAGAAAUGUUGCAAUCAUAGGUCCAAAAAAUUCUGGGAAAACAUCAUUAGUAGAUCUUAUUGUGAUGGACACUCACAGAACGAAUUCAUUAGCGGGUGUUACUGAUUCAGUUAUACAAGGUUGGAAACAACUAAAAUUUAUGGAUUCAUUAAAACAAGAGCAUGAAAGAAGGAUGAGUAUAAAAUUGAAUGGGAUAACUUUUUUGGCUAAUGACCUUGAUGAUAAAUCUACAGUCAUUAAUUUACUUGAUACACCAGGUCAUGUAAAUUUUAUGGAUGAGGUAUCCAUUGCAAUAAACGCAUGUGAAAAUGUAAUUAUCUGUAUUGAUGUUGUGGAAGGUGUCACUGCUUCUGUUGAACAAUUGAUUAAGCAAUCGAUAAAAUAUAGGAAGAAAAUGUUGUUUGUUUUGAACAAAUUUGAUAGAUUGAUACUUGAAUUAAAACUAACACCUGAAGAUACUUAUUUGAAAUUAUUGCACACAGUGGCGUCGUUAAAUCAAUAUAUUGAAUAUUUGAAUCGUAAAUUUGAAACUUCAUUAGGUCCGUUUUCUCCUGAGUUAAAUAAUAUUAUAUUUGCUUCUGGUAAAUUAGGUUUCACAUUUACAUUAGAAGAGUUUGUUGAAAGGCAUUAUAAAGAUCAGGUCUCUUUAAAGAAUACUAGAGGAAAGUUUGUUAACUUAUUAUGGAAUAAAAACCAAUUUAUGGAGUUUGUUCUUUACCCUAUUUAUAAAGUGAUAACAAGUACAUUAACUUAUGAAGAUCCAAUAAAAUUGAUUCAACAGUUGAUCAAAUCACGUGUAUUGGCUAAAGGAACAAAAAUACCAAGCUACUUACAAGAUCCUCAACCAAUAUUAAGAUUUGUCUUAAGAAGAUUUUUUGGCGAGAAUCAACUUGGUUUGUAUUCAAGUAUUGAAAAAUUGUUGGAUUCACCGUAUGUAACUCCUUUGAAAUUACAAGAGAUGAUUGGCCAUAUCUUAAAAUUUAUGGACUAUUAUGAUGACGAGUAUUGUUUGGUUAAGAUAUACGCAGGAAAUAUUACGGUGGGAUCUAAAUUUAAUGUUUUAAAUGACGAUGAGGAGGAAAUAGAUGAACCAAGUAAAACACAAGAAAAGGGAAAGUUUCAAAGUAAAUUAGGUUACUCAGUUGAAAAGAUUAUAUUGAUGGAUGGACAAUAUAGUAUGCCUGUAGAUAUUGCAUAUCAAGGUCAAUUAGUAUUAAUCAAAAGUCAAUUAAAGGACGAAAUAAUUAAGUGUGGUACCAUUUAUACAUGUUCUGUGAAUGAUAUACCGGAGUCAAUAAGAUUAAGAGAAUUGGAUUAUAUUAACAAGAGUUAUUUUAAAGUAAGUAUUGCACCUUUACAGCCAAGAGAAUUACCCAAGUUGAUUAAUGCACUGGAUAAAGUUAAUAAGUACUAUCCUGGUGUGAUUAUCAGAGUUGAGGACUCCGGAGAACAUGUGAUAUUGGGUACAGGAGAAUUAUAUAUGGAUUGCCUAUUGUAUGACUUAAGGGAAGUCUACGGUCAAAUGGAGAUCAAAGUGUCUACUCCAAUGACUGUGUUUCAUGAAAGUUGCGAUGGGGAAUCCUUUGCAGCGAUUCCUGUGGAGACAAUGGAUUCAAAAUUUAAAUUAAGCGUUGGUGCCACAAAGAUGGAUUUACGAUUGGUGAAGGAUUUAUUAAAUGGUAAUUUACCAUUAAACCAGGAUUUGAAACAACUUGCACGGAUAUUGAGAGACAAAUAUGGCUGGGAUUCAUUGACAUCGAGAAACGUUUGGUUGUUUAGUGGUACUAAUGUAUUGAUUGACGAUACAUUAUCAGAUGAAACGGACAAGGAUCUAUUAAAUGAUUGUAAAGACAUCUUGAAACAAGGGUUCUUCUGGGCAUUGAACGAGGGGCCAUUAUGUGGUGAACCUAUUCAUGGGGUACAGUUCAAAAUAUUAGAAUUUGGGAAACUAGAUGGUUCUGAUGACAGUACAGCGAUAAACAUUAAUCAACUGAUCCCAGCGAUUAGAAAAGCAUGUUAUAUAGCAAUUAUGACAGCUACACCAAAUUUGUUAGAGCCAAUAUAUGAAGUGAACAUAAUGACUAAGACAGUGUAUAUGGAGGUUGUGAAUCAAUUGUUUCAAAAGAGAAGAGGCGGACAAAUAAUUAAUUCAAGACCAAUUGUGGGAAGUCCAUUUAUAGAGAUACGUGGGCAUUUACCAAUAAUUGAAUCAGUUGGGUUUGAAGUGGACUUGCGGUUGGUCACGCAGGGACAGUCCACAUGUCAACUACAGUAUAUCAAUCAGAUAUGGAAACGUGUGCCUGGAGACGUGAUGAAUGAAGAUGCAGUUAUACCAAAAUUGAAGCCUGCUACAAGAGAUGCAAUUGCCAGAGAUUUUGUUAUGAAGAGCCGUCGUCGCCGUGGAGAACAACAUGGACCAUCUUUGGCUAAUUAUGUUGAUUCUGGGCUCUAUGAAGAGUUGAAAGAAGCAGAAUUGGUGUAA
This is a messenger RNA of Arxiozyma heterogenica, 2880 nucleotides long. It is a transcript of the gene SNU114, whose product is annotated as U5 snRNP GTPase SNU114. The transcript has a single exon. Gene Ontology annotation, cellular component: U2-type catalytic step 2 spliceosome; U4/U6 x U5 tri-snRNP complex; cytosol. Gene Ontology annotation, molecular function: GTPase activity; U5 snRNA binding; GTP binding. The record is from RefSeq and is a predicted model, not a curated record. Lineage: Eukaryota; Fungi; Ascomycota; Saccharomycetes; Saccharomycetales; Saccharomycetaceae. Bases 1 to 2880 code for a protein of 959 amino acids. Gene Ontology annotation, biological process: mRNA splicing, via spliceosome.